Molecule: messenger RNA, 1333 nt
Organism: Oryza brachyantha (malo sina)
Lineage: Eukaryota; Viridiplantae; Streptophyta; Magnoliopsida; Poales; Poaceae
Product: probable membrane-associated 30 kDa protein, chloroplastic
Exons: 11
Coding region: 123-1079 (318 amino acids)
Source: RefSeq, a predicted model, not a curated record
CUCCACACGAAGAGAUAGAGCGAAAAUUAACCAAGAGAGGAAAGAAAAAGGGAGAAUUAUUUCCCACUUUUCUCUCCUCCGUGCCGGAGCCGCGCGCCGCCCCGCCCCGCCCGCACGAAUCGAUGGAGAUUAGGGCGCCGCCGACGAGCCUGAGGCUCGCGCCGCCGCCGGCGGCGGCCUCGGCCAGCUUCCGCCGGGUCGCGCUCAGGACCUCCUUCCUCAACGGCAGCGUUUCACUUAAAAUCAUUCAAGUACGCCAAUCAAAUGUCAACAGGUUUAAGUGCAAUGGCAUAAGAAGUAACCUCAUUGAUAGACUAUCUAGGGUUGUCAAGUCCUAUGCAAAUGCAGUUUUAAGUUCAUUUGAAGACCCUGAAAAGAUCUUAGAUCAGGCUGUUUUGGAAAUGAAUGAUGAUUUGACAAAGAUGCGGCAAGCCACUGCACAGGUUUUGGCUUCUCAAAAGCGGCUUGAGAACAAGUACAAAGCUGCCGAACAAGCAUCUGAUGAUUGGUAUCGGAGGGCUCAACUUGCUCUUCAGAAGGGCGAUGAGGAUCUUGCUCGUGAAGCCCUUAAGCGGCGUAAAUCAUAUGCUGACAAUGCAAGCUCCUUAAGGGAGCAACUUGAUCAGCAGAAGGGCGUUGUUGAGAACCUGAUAUCAAAUACUCGGAUUCUUGAGAGCAAGAUAGCAGAGGCAAAGCAGAAAAAGGAUACCUUAAAAGCCCGUGCUCAAUCAGCCAAGACUUCAACAAAAGUGAGCGAAAUGUUGGGGAAUGUAAAUACAAGUAGUGCCCUUUCAGCAUUUGAGAAAAUGGAGGAAAAAGUUAUGGCAAUGGAAUCACAAGCAGAGGCACUCGGUCAGUUGGCAACUGAUGAUCUUGAAGGAAAGUUUGCAUUGCUCGAGACAUCAUCUGUUGAUGACGAUCUCGCACAGAUGAAAAAAGAACUGUCUGGAAGUGCUUCGAAAGGGGUUCUUCCUCCAGGUAGAACAGCAGUCAGCAAUUCAGGCGCAGCACGCCCUUUCCGAGACAUCGAGAUUGAGAAUGAGCUAAAUGAGCUGCGGAAUAAGGCCAAUGAGUAUUAGAUCAUGCAGUCCCUUUGCUCAUGACAGGUGAAUCCUUUUUGACUGAAGAACGCCGGGAAGAUACGAUGGCAGGAUGGCCUUCAGGUUUCUCCAGUGUGCCUUUGAAAUCUCUAGCGCAACCUUCUUUUCUCCAAAGAGUGAAAAAUCUCUGCAUUUUGCCCUGUGAUUGGCAUUGACUGUACAGUUAGGUACAAAGUAAUGUAAAUCAUUACAUAUUUUAGCUGAAAGCCUAAGAUUUCCAUCCUCGUGAUUCA